AUGAAACGACCAUUUAGUUCUCCGGAACCGGGGUCAAUUCCCAGUUGGCCGUAUAGGAGCGAAUUGCCGCAGUCUACGUCGAAUAUGAUACAGACGCAUGACAUGGGGCCAUAUAAUGCCAACGCUCUUGGCCAACAACAGCAUCACCAGCAGCAACAACACCAAGCUGUUGGAGAAGACGCUUUUUUGCUCUACCACAACGACAACAGUGGAAUGCAUCAGAUCGUGCAGCCGCAAUCCCUGGACAUGGCAAAUGCACAGGCAAAUACCUGGUCGCCAGAAUUGAAUCGAGGCCGCACAGAUGAGUAUCAGUAUGAAAGUGAUGCUCAUCCCGCCAAAAGACUUCGUGGUCGGACUUAUGGACAACCGUCGGGCCGGCAACCCCAGAUGCCAGCCCAUUCGGCCCAAGUGCAGACCUUCGGUCAAGGCCUACGCCCCCCAGGAGCUUACGGGGGUGGGAAUAAUUUUGCAGGCGAUUACUUUCCGUCUGGUGAAGUCGACGCGGCGUCUUCUCUGGCGUUUCCGAAUCCCCGAGCCGUCGCUGAUGCAAGCCCCCCACAGCCGAGGCUUCAUCAAACAUUUGAAGGAUACUCACAACCGAGGGGGCCCGGCUACUACGCAGUGGACUCACCCGGCACCGGACAUGCCGAGUACAGUGGCAGCGCGGCAAAUCCGGGAAGCAAGCCAACGAGCACUCCUCCGGGCGUGCGUGCACAGCAAAUCAGCGCCCCAGCCCAAGACUAUGAUGUGACCGAAAGCGAUAAGAAAAGGCUCCGGGCCAAGGCCAAGGCACUCGAAGGGAAGCAGUGCGCCAUCAGGCGCAAGUACAAGAGGACCCGAGAGCCAAACUACGAGUCUGAUCCAGAAAAGGUCUACCUAGCGUUUGAAGACUUCAAGAGAUUGUUCGAGGUGGACUUGAAAGAUUUCGGCAGGUCAAACGCCAGGAAUGUCUUUCAGUUCCAGUACGACAGGCACGGACAGCUUCUCGGACAAGACUUUGAAAGCAAUCAGAUUCGAGAAUUUGUGCACCGUAAAAUCGAGGAAGCCGAAGCCUCAAAAAAGGCCAGCGGCGGCGACGGCAUAAAGGAUUUCAAAAUGUGGAUACAGAGUUCCCCGUGCCAAGUCAAGGACCGUCUCAAAGCCCACGACAACACAUGCCGAUGGAGUCAAUGCAAAGCCGAAAGGCGCACCGUUGCAUCGGGCUGGUUCCGGGUCGCGUUCGACGAGUUUCCGUACUACACGUCUCACGGGGACAAAUUCCACCUUGACCCUCUGAAGCCGUGCCUCGUCCUUCACCUCUGCUGCUUCGAACAGGUGUUCCAGCGGCCCGAAAUGAGAAAGUUCCAUGAGCAAGAGUAUCUGGUGGGAGAGACUCGCAAGGCCUUCGGGAAAGAAGUAACCAACAUUGUGUCCUUGGUCAAGGAGAAAAAGGGGGCAAUGAAUGUGAUCAAGGAGUGGGCCGACGCAUCGGAUGACGACGAUCGCGUGGACAAAAUCAUCGACAUGAUUCGCCAGUUUAGAAAAAGCUUCUACGACACGGCCGUGAGCUAUGAUGAAAUAGAGCGUGAAUACGGUAGGAGUCACCUUCUUUCCUUGUCUUGUUUGCUGAACCUCUGGCACGCGGACAUGCACCCCGCCUACGUCAACGGAUCCGCCAAAGGGACACGGUCAAAAGCUCGACGGUUACGCAACAAGGGCGUGCAGCCAGGGGCAGAGACGACGUUCGAUUUCUGCCUUGGCAGCCUCAAUGUCUUUGCUAGAAGGCUGGAUGCCAGGACUCGGUGGAAGAGCACGGCGGAGGGCAGGCUAACGCAGGCGAGAAAGAGGGAAGAAGCCAAGACGCGUGUGCUGGACAAGGUCAGCAAGGAACUUGAGGCCAAGGAAAAGAGGAAGGAGACGGCCGUGGUGGAGGUCGAAGACGCCAAGGAGGCUGUCCAGAGAGCGAUUGCAGAUUACAGAGAGGCCAAGAAAAAACACCCUCGUCUUGCGGAAGAGCUCGAGAAGGCCGAGUCCUCGGCCGGAUCUGAUGACGCUGCCCCCGAAACAACGACUUCUGCAGACGUGGGCGGCAGGAGAGGCAGGAGAAGAAAGAAUCCCGUCCAGAAGGCCGAAUCUGCUUUGGAGGACGCCAGAAACAGGCUCGAGAGCGCGCAGGAAGGUUUGAAAAAACUGGACAGAGAAAUUUCGAGUCUGCAGACAAGGCGGGAGGGCGACGAGGAACCGCCUCCCGACGCUGCCGACCCGAGCACCUCGUACAAGGCCAAGAAGCGGCGAUUGCACGACCCCAGCGACGACGAGAAGCAGCCCGCGAAAAGGGUGCGCGUCGGCAGACAUCCGUCCACCAGUACGGCAAGCUCCGACCGGAACAGGGAGAGGACGACGAGGCGGCGGAGCAGCGGAGGCUCGUCGGUCUUUGUGACCAAGGUCUGCUCGGCCGUCGCGACCAAGGCGGGGGGGGAUUCCGCGGCAGUAAAAGCAGAGGAGCCAGAAAAGUCGAUUCAAGACGUGGCUCCCUUUUUGGGCGCGCAUGCCAAUCAACAUCCGGGCGUCACUGGUCAACACGACGUCUUUUUUGACAAUUUUGAUCUUCAAGCCUACGGCACGGCGACUUCUUACACUUGGGACGCACUUUGCGGACCCGGAGACCCAAAUGCAUCGACUCCUUCGAAUUUCUUGGAGGACCAAGUUGAUGCGUCGGGCCAAAUGUUGCCGCCAGCGGCGCCAGCGACGCCGCAGCAGCAACGUCCUCAACAAGAAACGUCGGAACACAACGACGACGGAAACACUUGCAGGGCGGAGCAGGCCCUCCCCGAAGCUUCGCGGAAGCGGGGCCGUCAAGAAGGAUCAGAUGACCGCCCGGAAGCCUCGCGGAAACGGCGCCGGCAAGAAUCACAGGGCUGCGACGAGGACGACGGCCGUCGAGAAGGAUUAGAUGACAGCCCGGAAGCCUCGCGGAAACGGCGCCGGCAAGAAUCACAAGGCUGCGACGAGGACGACGGCCGUCGAGCAGGAUCAGAUGACCGCCCGGAAGCCUCGCGGAAACGGCGCCGGCAAGAAUCACAUGGCUGCGACGAGGGCGACGGCUCGUCGUCCACGGCAAAGCGAGCACGCGUGGCUGAUGCGCAACAAACCCCCGACGCGGCAUCAGCACCCCCCGACGCGGGCGAGUCAAGGAGGACGAAGCGACGGGCCGACGAUGACGUAUCUGGAGAACCGUCCGUGAAGAGGAUGCGUCAGUAG
Molecule: messenger RNA, 3240 nt
Organism: Metarhizium album ARSEF 1941
Lineage: Eukaryota; Fungi; Ascomycota; Sordariomycetes; Hypocreales; Clavicipitaceae
Exons: 1
Coding region: 1-3240 (1079 amino acids)
Source: RefSeq, a predicted model, not a curated record